This is a messenger RNA of Penicillium soppii, 213 nucleotides long. RefSeq lists its product as uncharacterized. Lineage: Eukaryota; Fungi; Ascomycota; Eurotiomycetes; Eurotiales; Aspergillaceae. Bases 1 to 213 code for a protein of 70 amino acids. The record is from RefSeq and is a predicted model, not a curated record. The transcript has a single exon.
AUGGAAUAUAUUGACCUUUAUACUAGACUUGACCGUUUCUGGUCGUCUGUGCUGGUUCCAUUGGUUUCUGGGCAAUGGGACCGUUCGUCUGGUUUCUCCGGUGGAGAGAGUCUGCGUCUAGAAGAAACGAAUCCCGCUUUCCGGGUUAGUCGGGAUCCUGCUCAUCAAGCCGAGGAUUCUCCAAGUGGCUCAGUUGGUGGUGUCGAACGGUGA